Phragmites australis (common reed) is the source of this 1444-nucleotide messenger RNA. Its product is annotated as peptidyl-prolyl cis-trans isomerase CYP21-4-like. The record is from RefSeq and is a predicted model, not a curated record. The transcript is spliced from 8 exons. Gene Ontology annotation, molecular function: peptidyl-prolyl cis-trans isomerase activity. Gene Ontology annotation, biological process: protein peptidyl-prolyl isomerization. The coding region runs from base 404 to 1105 and encodes 233 amino acids. Lineage: Eukaryota; Viridiplantae; Streptophyta; Magnoliopsida; Poales; Poaceae.
GAUUCAGUUUUCACAAAGCGGGUUUUCCGAGCCGUGGAUCUGGCGACCGGGGGUUUGCCUCCUCUCGUCUCUCUCAUCUUUCUACCGCCGCCACGGUUUGCUGACUGCUGCGCCUCGUCAAUCGUCAUCGCCGCCGGCGGGAAACCAGAACCUAGUACGCCUCCGCAAAAGUCACCAAGGCUUUUGUCGUCGAGAGGCGUCGUCCCCCUCCUUGUCAUCUUCUUCUUCCCUGUGUGCUGGGCUAGCGCGGAGCGCAGAUCCGCCCGGAUUCGGAUCGGUUUCUUCUCUUUUCGAUUUUAGCUGCUUUGGGUCCCGUUCUCUCGCUGUAACUCAAACUUGUAUUUUCCAUUCCUAUAUAAGGGAGAGCUUCCCAGUGAGAGCUGUUGCCCUGCACGAGUAGCAGAUGGCGAGGAUAAAGCCGAAGCAGCUGUUGAUUCAAAGCAAGACGAAGAAGGGUCCGACUCGAAUCAGUUACUCUACUAUCAUCACCUGGAACCUUAUCGUCGUCUUGGUUGUGCUAUCUCUCUAUGCCACUUACAGGCAUUGGCAUUACAGGUCGGCACAAGACAUUGAAAGGGAUCUUCUUCAUGCUGAGCAUGUUGAAAGAUCUGAGGAUCCAAAAACGUCAAGUAGACCAAGCUAUGCGGUAAUGAACACUGCCAAAGGUCCAAUUACUAUUGAAAUAUACAAAGAUGCUUCUGCUGAUGCUGUGGAUAGAUUUAUCAACUUGUGCAAGAGCAAUUAUUUUAAAGGAAUGCCAUUUCGUCAUGUCAUAAAAAACUUUGUAAUUCAAGGAGGCGAUUUCAAUUUUGAUGGAGCUGCCCAAGAAUGGAUACUGAAAGCCAAAGCCAGCGGGAAGAAUGAUCUCAGUCCAAAGCAUGAGGCAUUUAUGAUUGGCACUGCAAAGAAUCCUAAUAAUAAAGGGUUUGAUUUAUUUAUCACGACUGCUCCAAUUCCUGAUUUGAAUGACAAGCUUGUUGUAUUUGGACGAGUUAUCAAGGGAGAAGACAUUGUUCAGGAGAUUGAGGAAGUCGACACUGAUGAGCAUUAUGAGCCAAAGACCCCUAUAGGCAUCCUUAAUAUCAUGCUAAAACAGGAGCCUUGAGCUGCUCCUUUCUGUCAUGUACAUGAAAACCUUAAACCACCUGUCUUACAGUCUGUAGUAUGAAAAGGUCCAUACAUCUCAUGGAGUUGCUGUUUGUAUCGACGACAUGGGGACGCGAUCCUUCCUCUGGACGCCCACGAGUUGCAGAGUAGGCACUUGCGACAGAUUGUUCAUGCAGUAUUGUGUAUAAAAUAUUCACGCUUGCGGUUUUCAGCUGCCGACUUUUGCGAGCACAAUUAUUGUGCAGCUACACCCCCAUCAUGAUCGUGUAUCUGUGGAUCUGUGCUGUUCAAGGACUUCAAUACUCUGCUUAGAACAGUUUCAAUCUUGUACUGUGCU